Messenger RNA from Mobula hypostoma (lesser devil ray), 4894 nucleotides. RefSeq names its product inhibitor of growth family, member 5a (gene ing5a). Bases 47 to 760 code for a protein of 237 amino acids. The transcript is spliced from 8 exons. Gene Ontology annotation, molecular function: chromatin binding. Lineage: Eukaryota; Metazoa; Chordata; Chondrichthyes; Myliobatiformes; Myliobatidae. Gene Ontology annotation, biological process: positive regulation of apoptotic signaling pathway; regulation of DNA-templated transcription. The record is from RefSeq and is a predicted model, not a curated record. Gene Ontology annotation, cellular component: nucleus.
CGCAGGCGCAGUGUUGUGCAUGCGGGCGGGUUGAAACGAUGACAAGAUGGCGACAGCAAUGUACCUGGAGCAUUACCUGGACAGUAUUGAGAACCUUCCUUGUGAGCUUCAGCGGAUCUUCCAUUUGAUGCGGGACCUGGAUCAAAGAACUGAAGAUAAGAAGGUAGAGAUCGACAAAUUGGCAACUGAAUAUAUUUCAAACGUCAAGAGCCUGUCUUCAGAUCAACGAGUGGAUCAUCUAAAGAAGAUUCAGCUAGCCUACAAUAAAUGCAGAGAAUAUAGUGAUGACAAAGUACAGCUAGCAAUGGAAACAUAUGAAAUGGUUGAUAAACACAUCAGGCGGCUGGAUGCCGAACUGGCCAGGUUUGAAGCUGACCUGAAGGAAAAGUUGGAAUCAAGUGACUAUGAGAACUCGGGAGGUAGUAAGAAAGGCAGAGGGCAAAAAGACAAGAGGAGCUCUAGAGGCCGUGGCAGACGUGGAGCUGAUGAUGAUGUUCCAAAGAAGAAGAAGCAGAAAGUGGGGGCAGAAUACUCUGACUCCAUUCUGAAGAUGCACCCAUCUGAUGUUUUGGAUAUGCCAGUUGACCCCAAUGAACCCACCUAUUGUUUGUGUCAUCAAGUUUCUUACGGAGAAAUGAUUGGCUGCGAUAACCCAGAUUGCCCAAUUGAGUGGUUUCACUUUGCCUGUGUGGACCUCGCGACAAAACCAAAGGGGAAAUGGUUCUGCCCACGAUGUACCCAAGAAAGGAAAAAGAAAUGAAACUAGAACCUGCUUAUUGGCUUGGACAUCUGUGCUUUUUGUUCAAAGUUUUGCAAUUUUAUAUAAUUUCCAUAAAUUUGUUACCCAGCUGAGAGGGUAUUAUGGGGGUACUUUGAGUUAUUUCAUUCCUACAGCUGGUUUAAUUAAAAUCAUUGAGAUUUUCAUCAUGGAAUUUCCAUGUAAACAAAGUUUAUUUGGACAUUGAAGGUUUCUAUAACUGACUAAGCUAGGAUACACAAUUGGACCACAGUAGUUCCCGAUUCAUGAGAUCCAUUCCGGGGUCAACUGAGUGUGAAUGGGAAUGAUGUGUGAAAAUAUAUAGGGAUUUUUGUUGGAAUUAGAGAACAAAGAGCUAUUGUAGAAAUUCAUAUUUUUAAAUAAUCAAUUCAUUAAAGUGACAGCAAUAAGCAUUGGGUUCAGGGAAUUGUUUAAUCCCCUACACCUUACUGAUACCAGAGCAUUGAAGCUGGGUGCACAAAGCUCUGUUCUGCCAAAGGAGAAAUAAUAUUGUGGGUCUCUGUACAUUGAAGGUAACAUUAACCAAAGCAGCCAUUGCUCUCUCUGGUCCCAGGAAGGCAUCAGAUAUGCAGCUCAUUUGCAGAUAAGCAGAUUGCACAUGGAUGCAACAGUUGCUGUGGAUUUGAUGUUACCUAAUAUUAAAGCUGCUUCAGGAAAGAAAAUAUGCUUGCAAAUAUUAGUAUGAACAGGGAUUUGAUCAUUAGUGGGGGUGCACUGAUUUCUGAAAUGUUAUGAUUGUGAUAGUGAGAGAAAAACCUUUAUACUUUGACAAAAUAUGUUUUAAGAAAACAGGAAUGUCAAUUUAUUGUGCAAUAUUGUGGUUCGUAGAAUCAUUUGAUAUUUUCAUAAAGGAUUAUCCAGUGAAAGAAUUAUGUGGCAGGGUUUACAGACUCCUGGAGGUAUUUCAUUGACAUUGUAAUUUGUAAACCAAAGAGUCCACGUUUCAAGAAUGUGAUAUUUUAAACCACUGCUGUCAGUGUAUAUACCUUAUACUACUUGUUUUGUGAUAUUAUAUGUAGAUAUAUACUUAUAUAUAAACAUUUGAAUAGUUUUGAUAAUUCUUAACCCUAUUUAGUAUUGAAGGAAGACCUUAAAACCAAAAUGAAAUAAACCAAUUUUUCCUGUUGAACACAGAUAUGAACUCCGGCUCACAGUGAAUAAACAGUAAUAUAAUGUAGCAGUGGAGUUAACUUGCAGAAAUAUGUGUAUAGAUGUUCUUUGCUUAUCUAGCUUUUUGCAAGUGAAUGAUAAAUCUGUCAGUCAAUUGGACAUGGCCUUCCACUUCCAGUUGUUUUUGAUCAAUCGAGUGCCUUUCAUGUGGAAACUUGGCAUUUCCAGAAGAAUCUAGAAAUUAUACUCCUGAAAAAGCUACAUAUUUAACUCCUGUUUGCUAAAUAUGGUUCACCAAUUUUUAUCGUACGGAGGGCACCCUGCUUAAGUCUGUGGGUCAUGGAAGGGUAAAAUAAAAUUGAGGCUGUGGGGUUAUCAUUUGCUUGCAGGACUGUGGCUAUAAUUUAACCAGCAAAAACUCUACAUCAUUUAGAAACUCUUUACUCCCCAUUUGGCUGGUAAUACUCCACCCAUUAACCAUAUGGAUUGUGAAAGCUGUACUGGGUUGCUUCAGAUUCUAGCUGAUUAUUUCACAAAUGGCACUUUAUAAUGAAACACACCUUUCCUGCAUCAUGUCAGAUUAUCAAGACUGUUAGGGGGAGUAGUCUUUCUUUUAAUAGUCUUCCAGAAGGCAAAAAAAUAUAAGAACCCAUACUAAUCAGGCAUGGCAGAGUCUCUGAGCAUUGCAUAGGGUAUCCAUUCUAGGAAAAAGUUUCUCCAAACCAGAAAUGAAGAAGUGAUGCUGUUGCCUGCAAUUCCUGUUUAACUGGUUACUUAAGUAAUAUCACAUCAGAACUACAUUGUACGAAUUUAAUCCUGCAGAUUAUUUGUAUGAUUUGGUUGGAAAAUUGCUUUGGCCUAAAACUCAAUUCCAGAGCUUGUUGACAUUGACUUCACAUUGAACAUAGAUACUGAUGACUCCAUCCCCACCCUUACUAUUGUGUAUGGUUCGGAGCAGCGUACCACAAAGAAUGCUGCUGAGAAGAGAAACUAUUUUGGUCACACAAAGGAAGGUACUCAAUAACGUGGCAAAAAAUAGCAAAAGCUAAUGCUGUAUGCCUAGAAAGGUGGUUAUUGUGGGAUUCAGUUCAGAGAAUUAUUUACUUAAUGCACAGUACUGAUGAUGUAUGAAAAUAUGCCAAAGAGUAGUAGUAUUAGAAGCCAAUAAUGGAAGUAAUCAGAACAGGUAUCAAGAAGAACAUAUUAUUGAACGGUGAUUAUAAAAAUAUUGGACACUCUACAGCCACAUAUGUAAGAGAAAUAAAUUAGAAAUAAUUUGAGUUUCUACUGAUCUUGGAAAAUAUCUCGGGUGGGUGAAAUGGCUUCCUCAUCCCUGAUUUUUAAUGAUUUCAUAAACACUAGUGAUAAUGUAAUUUUUAUUUUGGAUUUUAUUAAUCAUUAUUGUUAAAUUUCUUUAAAUGAGUCCAUGUUUUAAUGCUUACUGUUGAUAAAGUCAGCAGAACAUUGGUUUCACUUUUCCAGUGAAUAUCCCCAGUUAACUGAAGAACAGUGAGAUACUGAUACACAGUCAACAUCUACCCAUCUUUUUCACAGAGUAAUUUCAAUCUCAAAACAUUUAUCUGGCCACUGAUUCCAUAUUCAUUUAUUCUUUUUAGCCACUCAGUACUUUCACCUCUGAUAUCUGUGUCUAAGUCUGAAAUGCCCACUUGAACAGAUAUGUCUGUAAACCUGAAGGUGUACUUUCAGGACAAAUUUAAAAAAUUAAAUCCUAAUUCUGUUGAUGAUUUGUAACCAACUGUUGUCUGAUUCAGUUGGAGUGGGCAUCUGUUUAGAUAACAAAAUGUCUUGAGAGGUUCCAGUGUUUGGGUAAGUUGGCAAUGUCAUGUUUGAAUGCCAUUUUAUUUUUAAACAAUUUUUACCCUUCUAUUUGGAAUGAAAUUCAGCUCCUGUUAGAGAUGAUUGAUGUUCUCAAUCUAAUAUAUUUCUAAACCACAAUUAAAUUUGAGAAAUUUAUAUAUAGUAACUGUAAGCUUGAAUUCUAUUUUUCUUACUUUCAGAAUGUGACAUUACUCUUAACUAUGCUUCUCUUGGAGUCAUAGAAUUAUUUAGAAUAGCCACUCUAUGCUGUUCUCAAGCCAGUUCCUUUUCUUCCAACUUCCUAGUAUGCUUAGCGAGCUUCCCCAUUAAUACAUCCAGCAGAUCCACAGCCAAUAAUGAUGGUCCCACAUUCUCACUACUCUUAAGGAGAGAUUUUUUUAUUAACUGAAUUCCUUAUUUAUUGUUGAUAUGUACUUCACAUCAAUGGCUUUCAAUCGUGCUCUCUGUUACCAUGAAAUCCCCUUUUAAUUUUUCUUUUUCAAAAUGUGCGCAUUAGUGUCAGUAGCCAACCAUUCAGAAAAUGACCACCUUAUAAAUCCAUUCUUAUUAGUUUCAGGCUAUGUGUUCACAUAGCAGUACAGCAAUGACAAUAUAUAUUAUUUUUCUCAUUAUCCUAUAAUAGGUUUCUCACUUAGACUUUAAAGUUUUGUAUAAGGGAAGAAGACCUUUAUGGAAAACUAGAAAACUCAUAGACAAGUCUAAAAGCACUUUAAUAAGUAAGAAAAUUAUUCACAAACUCUUUGUCAUCUGUUUGGUUUGUAGACAGUAUUUGGUAUGAAAACAAGAUUAGCAGGAUUAACUGUGAUGGGCUUUUAAUUAAUCUUUAAGAUUACAUAGUUUGAAGAAAAUGCUUUAGCCAUGAAGGUUGCAUUGUUAGACUAUAGCCAGUGUGGCAGAGAUGCUGUCUGUCCUGUGAGCUGUUUGCCUGUACAGAUCAGUUUGUUUGAGAUGGAUAAAUAUUUUUUUGGGUCUGGAAUGUCAUUUAGAAGAAAUAUGUCUGAGUUAAGCUAUCAACACUGGUCUCCUUAUCUACUGUAUAGAGUUGCUCUAAAUACCUUUAAUGUGUGGAUUAUAGAUGAAAAAUAAAUGAUUGUGAACUUUUGGAAAAAAAUGUAUAUUUGUAUUUUUAGAUGUAAUGCUGUCAAAAUAAAGUAUUUUUGGAAAAUG